AUGAACGAGUAUACCAGUGGCAGCGAUACUGACAGCGGUGGCGACGACGACUAUGCCCCCAUUGUCGCCUCGAGCUGGGGUGAUCAAAAAAAACCAACAGACAACAGCAACGACGGAAACAACGCAAAGCAAGACAAAGUAAACGACUGGGCUUCCUUAAUCGAUCCUAAUGCCAAGCUUGGUAAUAAUGGUGUGGGCAGUGGCGAUUUACAUCGAAGAGGACCGAAUUAUCGACCUGUUGAUGAAACUCUUAUUCUACGACAACGGCUCCAGGGUGCCAGUUUGAAAACGGAAGAAGAGAAAAAGGCACACAGGGAGCGCAACGCCCGAGGAAAAAGAAAGAUGAUGCGUUAUGUUCGGGAGCUGGAGGAAGACCGGCCUACGUCUCGACGAUUUGUAUCCAACACUAGGAAAUCGGCACGUUCCUUUUCGUCUUCUGCACGCGGUGGUAAAAAGCCUUUCUCUUCACCGCGCAGCAAUUUCUCAUCGUCCGCACGAAAAAAAUCGUUCUCUCCAUCCGAUACCACCACAACCACAACCACUACUACGGCAGCAGGCAACACUGACGAUGUAGCGCCACCGUCACCAUUGCCGCCAAUCGAAAACAAGCCAUUGGCUGUCUAUCGUGAAACGGCACCAUGGGACGACUUUACUGAAGUGACGAAGUUUCCAUCUUCAUCUUCUCCUGAGCAACAACUAAAACAACCUCGACCAUCAAAACAACCAUCUUCUGAACAACAACAACUACAACAAGAAAAACAAUCGCAAUUGAAAAAGAAAGCAUCAGUUCGCUUCAGUCAUCCGUUGGUGCAACCGCCUCCUAUCGCGUUACACUCACCCAAAAGCACAAAAUCAACUACAACUACGACUACGACUCUGAGAAAUUGCAACAGCACCAGUAAUGUUUUCCAUAUUGACAGUACGACUACUACUGCUACUACUACUAUCACAGCAACAGCGUCUUCCGGUGCUUCCACAACCCCCACAACCGAUAGUAAUACCGUGAGCCCUGCAACCACAACGAAGCCAACAGCACCAUCAUCAUCAUCACCUGUUGCUGCUUGCGAUCCCACAGCCGCUAGUAAUAUCGUGAGUCCUGCAACCACAACACCAACAGCAUCACCAUCAUUACCACCUGUUGCUGCUCGCCCACCGUCCAUCGCAAGCAGCAACAGUAAUCCGUGGGUAGGCAAGCUGUUAAUGGAGGAGCCGUUCUGGAAAGGACCAAUGGAAAAGGAGAGCACUGCAAAGAAAAAGGAAGAUACCAAGUUGAUUGAAGAGACAGAGCCCCAGCAAUCUUUACAAAGAUUGGACACAUCCUCUGGGGCAUCCAAGUGGUCGUCGGGAGACGUGCUCACGCCGUCGCCCGUGACAACGCCUACCAAACGAACAGUGCCGCCUGCGUGGCAUCCGCCUCCAUCGGCUGAUUGGGUGAAUGAAUUUAUGGUAUCAUCCACCAAGUCAACCACCAGCAAGAAAGCUACUCCUAGCCUGGGUAACGAAGAAGCAGUUGGUAAUCCUACCGCAACCACCAACCACCCCAAUCCACAUACUUCAGCCAUGAAAGCUGGUGGCGGAUGGCAGCAUCCAACGUCAUGGAAUCCGCCUAGUUCGCUUACUGCACCAUCUACACCAGUAUCUCAUAGCGACUCAUACAAAUGUUCGCAAGCAUCCGGCACUACUACUUUGAAAACUCCAUCGAUACCCGCAAAGCCUGUAUCACCAGCUGCGUCGCCCACGCAACCAGCAAAAGUAGCAGCGCCUACUCCUGCUGCUGCACCAUCAACAACCAACUGGCAGUCUUUUGUUUCACCAGUAUCAGAAAAACCAGUAACACCACCCGCCACUACUGCAGAAAACACAUCUUGGCAAUACACCACUAGUACUACGACGUCUACUCCACCAGUCCCAGCGAAACCAAUAACGCCACCAGGUAGGCAGUCUCCCUUUUCGGUGCUAGCGCCUACAUCCAAUUGGGAAACAAACACAACGGCUACUACGCCUGUAUCCAACAACGAUGAUUCAUGGAAACCCGCAACAAAAUCGUGGGAUGGUUCAGCUUCUAGUCCAUGGAACGAUUCGUCAGCAACCCAAGGCUGGAAUAGCAACACUGAUACUACAUGGAGCAGCAACAAUAAUGGCUGGGGUUCUGACGCAACACGACAACAAGAAACAGAACAGCCCAAACGUGAACAGAAAACGGCACCAAGUCGAUUCUCUCGACCCGGUCGACCAAAAUACUCAACUCGAUCUAAGGGCCCCACACCAGCCAACUAUCGGCCUGACAAACCACUCAGUCCACCGACCAAAGUGGCGCCUCCGUCGCGCGCAGAUAAUCCUGUCGUUGUGUCCAUCAAUGUCGAGUUAAGCGCAGAUAAUAAGAUACCCGUGCAUCUUCAUCUGUACGAUGAUCCGCUCAACGUGGCGCGUCAGUUCGCUCAAGCACAUUCCAUUCAUUCACCCAACAUCAUUGAAGCCCUCAACCAAUUGUUCUCAUCACAAAAGGCCCAGGCUGUCAGAAAACGGUCACAAUCCAAUGUAAAUAACACUUCAUCCUUACCUUUACCGCCUCGUGGCUAUCAGCAGCAGCAUCAACAUGAUCAUCACCGUCCGCAUCAGCAGCAGUAUCGUGGCAGAUAA
Zychaea mexicana is the source of this 2640-nucleotide messenger RNA. RefSeq lists its product as uncharacterized. The record is from RefSeq and is a predicted model, not a curated record. Bases 1 to 2640 code for a protein of 879 amino acids. NCBI's taxonomy places the organism in Eukaryota, Fungi, Mucoromycota, Mucoromycetes, Mucorales, Lichtheimiaceae. The transcript has 2 exons.